GAACAACAAACAGGUUUUGAAGUGUCUCGGAGUUUGAUGACGUGCGCAAAUGUGAAACAGUGGUUGGAGGCAGGAUAAAGGUCACCUAUUGGCAAAAGAAGAAGUAAAAUUGAUUCUGUUAACUGGAAAGCAAGGUCUGAUCAAGGUCUCUAUUCUGCAGAAAGGAAGUUAGGUAACUCAUUAAGAAACCCCUGCAUCCAAGCUCUCAAGAAAUUUAAAGCAGAAAGUUGGAAAAGAAAACUCUCUGUGAUUUAUAUUAGGAUAUUUAUGCUAAUUGACUAAAACCAAAGAGGUAGCCGUCAAGGGCUGGCGUUGGUGGUACAGAGAUUUUGUUCCAAAGUAUGAUUGGAAAUUUUCAUCAAGAGCCCGCUGUGUGCUUGUAACGCUAGAUUGGCGGUAUGAUUCGAAUGUCAUCAUUUAAAGCUCGCACUACCUUUGAGCAUCAAAAUAUUUAACAGAAGCGCAAGAUAACAAUGUAAACAAAGAAUAAACUACCAGUACUGCAAGACGUUUGCUGUUGAAAAAUCUGCAAAAAUUCAGGUAUAGAAACAGAGAGAGAACCGGCGACGCGACUGACAAGCUUUGAAAAGCGGACACAUAAACCAGAUAAACACAUAGUUUUCUAAAAAGCUGAAUCUGUAAUUUCUGAGGGAUACAAAACAAGCUCUAGGUGAAAGGAACUGGCAAUAUCUAGCCUGGCACCGACUUUGCUGCUGUCCUGGCUUUUGAACGUUUAAGUGAAAGAAAGAUAUUAAGCUGUUUGGCAGAAAAAACUAUUUUACAACGAAGCAAAAUUUUUUCUGAGACAAAGACGUCUGAGGCUGAUGAUUGGUCGAUAAAGAAAGAAAGCGCCUCAGAACUCCUCAGAAAGUACCAUAGCUGACGGAUGUUAUUGCUGAAAAUAAAUUCAAUGGAUACCGUCAAAUCAAUGACGACAGGAGAUGUAGUAAAGGACGUUGAGAUCAUCGAAAAAACCAUAUUGGCAGGCCAAUUCAUAUCGACAAGUGUUCAAGUUUCUAGAGAGUCUCAAGAGAAGAAGAAAUUACUUUGAAAUCCUUGUUACUCUAAAGGGGCAAUCAAGCAUUGCAUCAUUGUCAAAUAUUGUGUCUCGAAGACGUUGCUUUUUAUCGAAAGUUCAUCGUUUUGAAUCUCAGGAAUGAAAAAAAACUUUAAAAUAGCAAAUUUAUCUUCAAAUCCGCUUAUAGAGCAAAGAAACUGCGUGUACAAAGGAGAAGGGAUUCUAUAAGAUUCAAAAGCCGAAGGUGCCUAAUUGAAUUCUCAUCAAAGAUAUAGUUUCAUUGUAUUUAAGCUUAGGGACUAAAAACCCACGUAGCCUGGCUCCAUUGCAAGUGAAUCAUAAAUCAACCGACUGACUUUUGCACGUUUACAUGCAAAACACCGAUGUUAUUGUUUCAAAAGACGACGUUACAGUGCUAUGUUCGGCUCUUGCAAUAAAAUAAGAAAAUUGCUUAGAAACGCUUGUUGUUUCUUGACAAUAACAGUGAAAACCUCAAAUAUGUCAACCAAACUGAACUAAAAACAGUUUCACAAUGCGCCAUAACUAUUGACUCAGCUCUAUUACCGAUGUUGAGUUGUUAGGCCGCCUAUUUCGAUUUGGAUAAGUUAUUUUAGUAAUGCGCUGAAAAGUCCUAGCGACGGGUCAUGUGACAUUGCUGCUAGUAAAUCCAGCGGAAGAAAGCGGGUAACAAUCGUGAUUGCUAUGGCCUCUACGCUGUUGUAUUAUGUUUGAUCAAUUUGAGUAAAAGAAGUUAUUUACAUUGACAUUUCUCGAAAUGAUGUAUUGGGUAAUGGAUUAAUGGAUUGGCUUAUAACGUGCAGCUUGUUGCCUGAAAAUAUCGUCAAUGUACAGCAGCCUUCAAAUGAAGCUUUCAUCAGUUGCAAUCAUUAGCUGAGUUCUAUACACUUGCUAAGGAUGUUCGAUUACAGCUUUGCGUUCUGAUUACGUUGCAUCAACAUUCAUCAAAAGCAACGACUUUCAAACACAAUGCGUGACAUCAAAGAGGCUUCAAUUUCCCUGCAACACGAAGUUGAAGUGUAAAUCGUAAAAGGAUCUGUAACUUUGUUCAUGAACACAGAUGUACAGGGUGAACUUGUAUGAAUGAAAAUUCAAAUUGAUGAAGAUCCAGUUCUCCUAACAAGUCAUUGAUGAUGCAGGAAAGCCUUUUGAUGUUAGUUUAUAUCAAUGUUUCAACCGUCUGUGUUACAGCCUAAAUCUUCUAGAGAUCAUAUAUUGCCCAGCUAGCGUGCAAGAUAGAUAGGUGUUGCAAUUCAAGAUUGCCUACGUACAGAGCUUGUUCGUCAAGGGUCUCUUCAUCAAAAGAUUCAAUUUCUAAGCAGUCGUUUAUUUCAUAAGGAGUGGACAAAAGACGUGCAAACAAACUGGGAAAAACGACAAACUGUUUUAAAUACCACACAAUCUGCCUGCUGUAAAAGAUACAAAAGAAGUCUAUACAAGAACAGAUUUUCGUAUGUAUUAUGCAAAACCUAACACGCUGAAGAAAAAAAAACUAUUAUAUUUCUGGCUAUAUAAAUAAUCGCUGUUUGAAGUAAAGCUAUUUUAAGCAUGACAGAGCAGCUUACGGAAGGAGGGGUCUUGUAGUUUCAAUGGCAAGGCGUCUAACUGUGACCUGUCGUUAUAAAUAGAGGUAUUCAUUGGCGAAUGCUCACAAGUGAAGCAUUACUCGCGAGGCUUGCAAACUGAAAAAUUCUUAUGCUGGCACCAAUUCAAUGCAUGCGCUUUCGACAAUCAUACUUCAACUGAAGUUUAUAAACUUGUUUGUUGACGCAUUGCCAGGUUUUUGAGUCAAGAAACAUUUGGAGGAAUUUGGAAAAGACAAUUCAACGUGCAGGAGUAUUUUUUACAAGAUUCCCAAUAUUCAUUAUUCUACGAAGUGAAGAGAGAUAUCAAGCUGCUUGGCAGAAAAAUACUAUUUAACGACAAAGCAAGACUUUUUUUCUGAGACAAAGACUUCCGAGGACAAUGAUUGGUUGAUAAAGACAGAAAGCGCCUUAGAAAGUACUAGUAGCUGAAGGAUCUUGACAUUAUUGCUGAAACUAAAUCCUGAAGCUAGUUUAGAGAUUACAGCGAUUUAGAGAAAUUUUAAGCAAAUUAUCUCUCUAAUAUUGUCGGUUCCUGAUAAUCUUCAUAUUUCAUCGAAUCUAUUUCUUCAGCCUUAAUAGCGCCUGUAGUUAUUCGACAUACUCUAAAGGCGUGUUGUUCAAAUAUUCAAUACCAUCGGCCUCAGAAUACAGAAGUCACUAGCGAUAAUACUAAAGCAAUCUGAAGAAAUCAUGUUCUUUGCUCCGGGUGCCUACACUUCGAGCUUUCUGAACCGAGUUGAGCAUAAAAAGACAUUACCGGUAUUGGGUGCCGGUUGCCUCAAACUGCGCCCUUUGGCAAAAGACAAAUUCAAAAUUGUUCCUGGACUUGAUAGAUUUUCACAUGAAUCUGUGUCAUUUGAAUUUGCAAAAAGACCUAGAUGGUUUAUUCGUGGUGUCACCAAGGAUUGCUACAUCGAAAGACGCUCAAAGAGUACUGAAAAGGACUGUUCCUUCUUUCCACUGGUUAACUUAUGGUUUCCUGAGUUCGUUUCUUUUGAAUCGGUUCAGAAGUCAGCUCAUUACUUGCGGAUGAAGGACGGUCGUCUUAUUCUUGAUCAUUACGAUGGGACAACAGACUUUAAAGAGGAGGCAAGCUUCAAGAUGGGACUUAAAAACGACUUCAUUUGUAAGAUCAAUGAAGCGAGAAAGAGGGAGGAAGACAAGCCGCUCCUGCACGAGGACGCUUACCGAUGCAGCUCAGCUGGGAUGUCUGACUGCGUUUGCAGCGAAUGCGUCAGCGUUGUUUCAUUUCAAAUUUAUGAGGAAAACACGCACAUCUGCGAGUGCUCUGACUGUGAAACAGAUUAUGUGAAUAAACGACUAGGCAAGAAUACUAAAUAG
Molecule: messenger RNA, 3963 nt
Organism: Rhopilema esculentum
Lineage: Eukaryota; Metazoa; Cnidaria; Scyphozoa; Rhizostomeae; Rhizostomatidae
Biological process (GO): L-arabinose metabolic process
Molecular function (GO): alpha-L-arabinofuranosidase activity
Source: RefSeq, a predicted model, not a curated record